UCUAUUGAUAACUGCGUGAAAAGAGCCGCAUAGGACCCGGUGGGAGCAACUAGGCUGCACCUAAAUUUGACCUCAAAUGACCCUAGUCUGGAGUACAUAAUUGAGGAAGACGGAUGGGAUGCAUUUGUGUUGACCAUUCUGCAACCACAAACAAACAGAAGAGCAAAAAGAAGCAGCGGCGUAACUGAGUUGGUCAGUAAUCGUAUUGUGGAGUCGAGGUCGUUCACACUUCAGGCACAGUCAAAUGUACCGCCAUUCUCCUUCGACUACUUUGUGGAGGAGAUACAAAUAACUACAACCACUACGACAACAACGACGACAACAACUACGACAACAACGCCAGAGCCUACGACGACUACAACAACAACGCCAGAGCCUACAACGAAUACGACAACAACGCCAGAGCCUACAACGAAUACGACAACAACGCCAGAGCCUACAACGAAUACGACAACAACGCCAGAACCUACAACAACAACGCCAGAACCUACAACAACAACGCCAGAACCUACGACUACAACAAAUAUGACAACAACAUCUGAUCCAACAACGGUAACUACAACAACUGCUACUACAACGUCCAAUGCUGCAACUACAGCUAACCUGACUUCUCUCGAGCAAGCAAAAGACGAGGAAAACGAAGAUGAUACGUGCUAUUGGUGCUACGUACUUAUUGCACUAGCAAUAAUUCUGUUAUUUCUUCUUCUUCUGUUGUGUUACUUCUGCUGCAUAUGGAAGCGUCAAAAACAAGUGAAACAAUUUUAUAUCCCAUCAGAGAAGAAUGUCGCAAGAUGCGAAAGUAUUUUGAUCACCGAGAUCCGAACUCCACCGAUGGUUGAAAACCGAGUGAAGAAACUGUCUCGAAUAUCUAACAACACGAAUGUCAGCUUAAAACGGGAAAUUGUUGACUUAGGACCAAAAAUGUUUGAAAAUGUCAGAGAUCUGACCAAAGAAAAUGUAGAGCAGAUGAUAAAAGGGCCUCAUAUGGAUUUCCGAGCGGGCGGGUUUGAAUUAGCUCGCGCAGCUACGAUCUCUGAAGUUACGACAACGAAGCGUCUUAACCCGUCAACUUUCAUGAUAAGAAGUUCGUCAGUUGUCGGCAACCCGUUACGAGGAGCUGAGAAUAGUGUGCAGGAUCCGGAGAUAAUGUCAAGCGUGUUAAGUCACGUGAUUACUUUUGAAAGCGAAAUUGAGCUUGUUGCCGAGUGCAAUCGGCAUCCGAAGAUAAACGAACACAUUUCGGAGAUGGACGAGGAGCAAGAGGCCGACUUGUUGCCGCCUCCGCCGACAACUCCAAUUGCAGUUUAUAGCGACAACGAUGCUGCAGCGAUUGUUCCAAUGGUUGAUCCGGUGUUCACUCCAGCAGUUUUACCGAUAGUUUCUCCAGAACGAGGUGAAAAAAUUCAACCGAAGAAGCCGAAAAAGAAUGGAAGCGUUCAGAAGAAAAAGAAAAAUUCUUCCGCCUCAAAAGUCCCGAAACCAAUGGAAGCCAAUUCGAACACAAAGAAGAAAAAGAAAAACUCUGCUGCCUCCAAAGUACAGAAUCCAUUGGACGUCAAUUUGAACGCAAAGAAGGAAAAGAAAAAGAAGCCAGUUGCAAAAAAGACGGCCAAGAAACCAUUCAAAUAAUAAACAAAUCAAGAAAAAAACUUGAUGCAGAAUUCAUUUA
Messenger RNA from Symsagittifera roscoffensis, 1669 nucleotides. RefSeq lists its product as uncharacterized. NCBI's taxonomy places the organism in Eukaryota, Metazoa, Xenacoelomorpha, Acoela, Convolutidae. The record is from RefSeq and is a predicted model, not a curated record. Bases 526 to 1629 code for a protein of 367 amino acids. The transcript has 3 exons.